Hyla sarda is the source of this 5011-nucleotide messenger RNA. It is a transcript of the gene THBS1, whose product is annotated as thrombospondin 1. Gene Ontology annotation, cellular component: extracellular region. Bases 163 to 3672 code for a protein of 1169 amino acids. NCBI's taxonomy places the organism in Eukaryota, Metazoa, Chordata, Amphibia, Anura, Hylidae. The transcript has 22 exons. Gene Ontology annotation, molecular function: protein binding; calcium ion binding. Gene Ontology annotation, biological process: cell adhesion; negative regulation of angiogenesis. The record is from RefSeq and is a predicted model, not a curated record.
UUAUAGGGAGAGCAGAGAAGCUCAGAGAGCAGAACGCCUGCAGAGCACACACAGAGGACUACAGAGCACCAAGGCACUACAACUACUACUAUAUCUGCCGGGGACAACUAGCAGGACUUAUACACUCUGGCCACAAAGAAAUAAAUCAUCACAUUGAUCAGAAUGGGGAUAAUGAGGGGAAUAUUUCUGCUGGUCAUGUUGGCCGUGCCCCAGACAAAGCAAGCUUCAGAGAACGGAGCUGAUGACAACAGUGUAUUCGACCUGUUUGAGUUAACUGGACUCAACCGUAGGAUCGGUAGCCGUAAAGCCUUAGGAGUCCUUCUAGCAAAAGGUCCAGACCCAUCAAGCCCGGCUUACAAAAUCGAAAAUCCCAACAAAAUCCCAGCACUUCCAGAAGAUAAAUUCCAAGAUUUGCUAGAUGCCAUUCGAGCGGAACGGGGUUUUAUCUUGUUGGCUACAUUGAAACAAUUCAAGAAGACCAGAGGGGCCCUGUUGUCCAUCGAGAGAAAAGAUGGCAGGGGCCACGUCUUCAGUCUAACCUCCAAUGGCGAAGCCGGAACGCUAGACCUGAGCAUGAGUGUAGACGACAAACAGCAGGUAGUGUCUGUAGAGGAAGCCAGACUGUCCACGGGCCACUGGAAGAACAUUACCCUAUUCAUCCAAGAAGAUCGAGCUCAGCUCUAUGUGGGAUGUGACAAGAUGGAAAAUGCCGAGCUGGAUGUGCCCAUCCAUCAGAUUCUCAAUGGGGAUUUGGCAAGCAGUUCCCAACUUCGAGUAGCAAAGGGAGGAGUGAAAGACAACUUUCAGGGUGUGCUGCAAAACCUGCGAUUUGUGUUUGGAACCAGCAUGGACGUCAUCCUUCGAAACAAAGGCUGCUCCAGCUCAAACUAUGACUUGGACAAUUCAGUGAACGACUCCCGUCCCGCUAUUCGCACCAAUUUCAUUGGUCACAAGACAAAGGACUACAAUGGUGUCUGUGGUCUUUCCUGCGACGACCUGAACAAUAUGUUCUUGGAAAUGAAAGGUCUACGGGCCGUCAUCAAAACUCUCGAGGACAAGAUCCAGAAAGUGAGAGAGGAAACCAAGAUGCUAGCUAGCGUGGCACCAGGCUGUUUACACAAAGGAGUGAAAUACAACAAUAUGGAUGAGUGGACAGUGGAUAGCUGCACUCAAUGCACGUGCCAGAAUUCCGUAACUAUUUGCCACAAGGUGUCUUGCCCCUUCGUGCCCUGCACCAACGCCACCAUACCAGAUGGCGAAUGCUGCCCCAGAUGUUGGCCAAGCGAUUCUCCCGAUGAUGGUUGGUCCCCAUGGUCAGAUUGGACUCCAUGCUCGGUGACCUGUGGUCAUGGUAUUCAGCAGAGAGGAAGAUCUUGCGAUAGUCUUAAUAACCGCUGUGAAGGGUCUUCAGUCCAAACCAGGUCUUGCCAUAUCCAAGAAUGUGAUAAGCGAUUUAAGCAAGAUGGUGGAUGGAGUCACUGGUCUCCUUGGUCAUCUUGUUCCGUGACCUGUGGAGAAGGUCAGAUCACUAGAAUCCGUCUCUGCAACUCGCCGGUCCCUCAACUGAAUGGCAAGCCGUGUGUCGGAGAAGGAAGGGAGAACAAGCCGUGCAAGAAGGAUCCUUGCCCAAUAAAUGGCCAAUGGGGACCAUGGUCACCCUGGGACACCUGCUCUCUGACCUGCGGAGGUGGUGUGCAGAAACGUGGGCGUCUUUGUAACAACCCCAAGCCCCAGUAUGGUGGUAAAGACUGCAUUGGCGAAAGUGUUGACAGCCAGCUCUGUAACAAGGAAGACUGUCCCAUCGAUGGCUGUCUGUCCAAUCCUUGCUUUGCUGGAGUUAAAUGCACAAGCUUCAUUGAUGGAUCCUGGAAAUGUGGUUCUUGCCCAACAGGCUUCAGAGGAGAUGGUGUUGUGUGUACGGACAUUGAUGAGUGCAAGGAGGUGCCCGAUGCCUGCUUUAACCUUAAUGGAGUACACAGAUGUGAGAACACAGAGCCAGGAUACAACUGUCUCCCAUGUCCGCCACGAUAUUCCGGCACACAGCCAUUCGGCAAAAGCAUUGAGGAUGCCAAUGCAAAGAAACAGAUCUGCAAGCCACAGAACCCUUGUGCUGAUGGAACACACGACUGCAACAAGAACGCAAGAUGCAUCUACCUGGGCCAUUACAGUGAUCCUAUGUUCCGCUGUGAAUGCAAACCUGGGUAUGCCGGCAACGGUAUCAUUUGUGGGGAAGACACAGAUCUUGAUGGAUGGCCCAAUGAGAACCUCAUUUGUGUUGCUAAUGCUACCUAUCAUUGUACAAAAGAUAACUGCCCCAAUCUCCCCAACUCCGGCCAAGAAGACUACGAUAAAGACGGAAUGGGAGAUGCCUGUGACAAUGACGACGAUAAUGAUGGAAUCCUAGAUGAUAGGGACAACUGUCCAUUUAUAUACAACCCUGCUCAAUACGACUAUGACCGCGACGACGUGGGUGAUCGUUGUGACAACUGCCCAUACAACCACAAUCCAGACCAAGCCGACACCGAUAAUAACGGAGAAGGAGAUGCCUGUGCUGUGGAUAUCGAUGGCGAUGGUAUACUUAAUGAGAAAGACAAUUGCGCCUAUGUCUAUAAUGUAGACCAGAGGGAUACAGAUAAAGACGGUGUUGGAGAUCACUGUGAUAACUGUCCAUUGGAGCACAAUCCAGAACAGACCGACUCCGACUCCGAUCUUAUUGGAGACAAGUGCGACAGCAACGAAGACAUAGAUGAAGAUGGUCAUCAGAAUAACCUGGACAAUUGUCCAUAUAUUCCAAAUGCCAACCAGGCCGAUCAUGAUAAGGAUGGCAAAGGGGACGCUUGCGAUCAUGAUGAUGACAACGACGGAAUUCCAGAUGACAAAGAUAACUGCAGGCUGGUGGCCAACCCUGACCAGACCGAUAGUAAUGGUGACGGACGUGGUGAUGUCUGUCAAUUCGACUUCGACAAUGACAGUAUCCCAGAUGCUGAAGACGUCUGCCCAGAGAAUGUAGACAUUAGUGCGACAGAUUUCCGUAAAUUCCAAAUGGUGCCUUUGGAUCCUAAAGGAACAUCCCAGAUUGAUCCCAACUGGAUGGUCAGGCAUUUCGGCAAAGAGCUGGUUCAAACCGUCAACUGUGACCCUGGUCUUGCAGUGGGUUUCGACGAGUUUGGUGCAGUAGACUUCAGUGGCACCUUCUUCAUUAACACCGAGCGGGACGACGACUAUGCCGGCUUUGUGUUUGGCUACCAGUCCAGCAGCCGAUUCUAUGUGGUCAUGUGGAAACAAAUCACCCAGACCUAUUGGGACACAACUCCUACUAAAGCUCAGGGAUACUCUGGUCUCUCCAUUAAGGUGGUGAACUCAACAUCCGGGCCAGGAGAGCAUUUGCGUAACGCUUUGUGGCACACUGGAAACACAGAAGGACAGGUUCGCACCUUGUGGCAUGACCCUCGUCAUACUGGGUGGAAGGAUUUUACAGCUUACAGAUGGCAUUUAACCCACAGACCAAAGACUGGAUUCAUUCGUGUUGUUAUGUAUGAAGGGAAGAAAAUCAUGGCUGACUCAGGACCAAUUUACGAUAAGACUUAUGCUGGAGGACGACUUGGUCUAUUCGUCUUCUCACAAGAGAUGGUGUUUUUCUCAGAUCUCAAAUAUGAAUGUAGAGAUUCAUAGGUCCAGAUCUUAUGCAUUCAGUGAAUGUCAAGAAACCUCAUAGCACCUUCAUGUAUGUUAGAUUUGUUCCAUCUCUAGGGCAAUUCCUUACAUCCCCUUUUUUUUAUUUCGGUAUUUUUGCUUCUGUUGGAACAAAAGACGCCUCCAAGAUCCUAAAACUAAGGAAUGAACUUGACUCUGUGUAAAAUCUUGGGGCCGAUCUCCAUUUGGUUUUUGCCAAGUCUACCAAGGUACUAAAGACAUUAUCCUACAAGUGCCUCAAGGAAAAUGUAUCUACAGAAAGAAACUUUUUAAUUAGAGAUGGAUGUGUUUUUUAUUUUUGUUUUUUAAUUACCCCUUGGAAAAAAAAAAAGAAACAUUUUUAUUACUCCAAAAAGAACCAAACAACAAAAAACUACUAAUGCACAAAUUUACUUACUGGAGUGGUGGCUUCACCACUGAAGAGAAGAGUUGCAAUAAUUCAGGAAAAAAGGUGUUUCUUAUGUUCUUUUCUUUUUUGAGACGAUAUUCUGUCAUUGUUUAUAGAAUCAUGGUAUACCGAUGUAGCGACGGUAGCGAAUGUGAAUGCAUGACCGGCGUGGAUAAAGUAGACAAAGUAUCACUGCCUGUUAGGGUCUGAAUGUAGAAUGCGUGCUACGGAUGAACCAUAUUUUUGGUUAGCGUGGAUACAAAAUGCACUUCUUCCAGCAUUUUGCAUACAAAAAAAAAUCAAAAAACGAAAAAUGUAUAUUUGUUCAAUAUGAUACAUAUCUGUUGGUGCAAGAAAAAUAAAAGUCGAAAAAAAAUGUUGCAUUGACGAAAAACAGCAGAUGGCACGAAUACAGAGAUACAGGUAUAAGUUAUUUUCAAAAAAUAUAUCUAAACAAAAAAAAAGCGGAAAAAAAAUACAGGACGCAUGAUAAUGAUGUUGUUCUUACAUGUUAGGCGGGUGGUAGAUUGUUGGGCUGGACCGCCAUGUGGCUAGGACUUUGUGUUUACAACCGCACUAUAGAAGUGUGCACGGCUGAAUUGUGUGUGGAGAACCGGAGGGAGAGCAAGGCAAGAGGGGUGGAGUGUUUAGGUACAGUGCACUCUCUGUGCUAAAAAAAAAAAAAAAGGCUAAAAUGCAAACCAUAUGUCUCUCUAUACAGUAAUAUAACACCCAAAUUACACUGCGGCAGGUAGACAGUCCUCCGCUGCUGCAAUAAAAAGAGUCAACCAGCAGAUGAAACCUUCAUGUACAAAUAUUACCUCAUUGUGUGACUGAGAAACAGAAAAUGUAUCAGAUUUGAGAGGGAAAAAAAAAAAGAAAAAAAAUUUGAGCGAUAUUUAAGGAAAAAAAAUAAACAUUUAAAAUCUA